CUCUCCCCGCCUUCCCCACCUCUUCACUCUGCCUCCUCCCGCCCGUCAGAAUUUUUCACAACUGGAUCGCUGCUGCCGCCGAGUUGGAGUUUAGCGGAUUUGGACGACUUUUAAAACCCCCGCGGCUUCAAAACAAAAACGAAAAAGGUCUACAUAGAAAACUGCGUAGCCUCUUUUAAAAAAAACUGCUGAUAGGAUUGUUCCAGUACCUCCAUAUUUACAGGUCCCUACCCUCCCGAUCAACAAGCCUUCGCUCUGCCAUUUUUAAACGACAAGUAGACCCACAACACCUGGGAGAGGAGAUGGAGAGGAGGAGGGGUUCCUAACCUUGGGCUGCUGACCGCCACUGAGGAAGAAGUGCUGGAGAUUGCUGGUGAGGAGGGAGCGGGAUCCAUUGCAGAUGGCGAGGCUGGACUGGCCAGACAUAAGGAGGAUGAUGCAACUAUCCUGAAAUUAGCACAACUGAAAAGCCAUGGGUAAUUUCAAAGGACAUGCACUCCCUGGAAGCUUUUUCCUCCUAUUUGGCCUGUGGUGGUCAGUGAAAUAUCCUAUGCGGUACCUCUGCAGAAAGAAUAAGAGUGUUUGUUACUUAGUAUCAAUCUCAGGGCAUCGGCGAUUAGACAUCAUUGAGGGAAUUGUGAAAGCCAGCUUUGCACUGAUAGGCAUGAUAGCUGAGCAGUUUGUUCCUGAUGGGCCCCAUAUGAAGCUGUAUGACUAUGAGGAAAAGCAUUGGGACCACCUGAUGAAUUGGCAGCAUGCAACUAUGUAUCUCUUCUAUGGUAUCUCAGGGAUUGUGGACAUUAUAGUCCAUAUAACACCUGCAGUGCCAUUAGCCCUGGACAGGCUCAUGCUUGCCAUUGCCGUUUUCAUUGAAGGUUUUUUGUUUUAUUACCAUGUCCAUGGGCGUGCGAUGCUUGACAUUCAUGUGCACAUCCUGCUGUUGGUGGCAGUGUUUGGUGGUUCCAUUAGCAUCUUUCUUGAAGUCUUCCUCCGGGGGAAUAUAGUACUGGAGCUUUUGAGGACAAGCCUUUGUAUACUGCAAGGCAGCUGGUUCUGGCAGAUUGGAUUUGUUCUGUAUCCUCCAAAUGGAAGCCCUGAAUGGGACCAAACCAGCCAUGACAAUAUGAUGUUUAUUACCAUGUGCUACUGCUGGCAUUAUGCCUUUUCACUCCUUAUUGUGGCUGUUAGCUAUGCUAUUGUCAGUUGUGAAUACAGGCCUAGAAAGCCCAAUCUCUCCUCAAACGACAAUCCUGCCAUCCCAGGAAUCAGUCUAGGUGAACCUUUGCUGCACUCCUUGUAUGGGUGAUUCAUACAAAGUUAAAACAGGUUGAACCUAUGGAGAUGGGACUGUUGAAAUCAUUUGAAAAAGAUCAAGAGGCUGAGGAAGAAAUAUAGCCUGAUAAAUAUUGUAGUUUCCUACCAUUGUGCCUUUAUUUAUUCUUUAUUGCAAGAUUAUACCCUUUAAGAGUCUUGAAUAGUUUCUGAUGUUAACCCCUUUCACAAGCAUAAACCUGUGUCUACAAUGGAGCAAAUAUAUUGAACUGCCUUGUGUUUAUACAUGGGAAUGGACUGAUUUAUCUUAUGUACAUUUCUGUACUGCUGUCUUUAAUUCCUGAGAAAUCAACUAGUGAAAAGGGCAACAUUUGCAACUUUACAAUAAUCAAAACUUAAUACUGCUCUCCAGUGACCGGUGAAAGAGGAAAUACAUCCUUUCAUACUGACAAUCUGUCUUUAUUUCUUAUGUUUUAGAGCUCAUGACUAUGAAUGAGCAAGGCUAAAAGAAAGUUAUGACCUUCCUGAUGAUAAUGCUUCAAAAGAACUUAAAAAGUGCAAGCUACAUAUAUAACUUUUAAAUAAAGAUCACGGGGAUGAAAUUGAUCUUUGCCUGUAAUGCAGAAAGGGUGCAUAGUAAACCUGUUCCCCAUUGUACAUCCAUUGAAAAAGAGAAUUGAAUGCUGUGUAAAAUGAGCUGCUGAGUCACCAUGAGGCCAUUUUACACUAUUGACAAAAGUCAAAUAAAGCUUUAGGUGUUAGAAACUAACAGUUAUAAUUAAUGAGAAUGGUGAUUUAUAAACUUCCACUUACACAUAGUGCAAAUUAAAAAAUGCAGGAAACAUCUAUGUAUAGCAGCUCGAAUGUUUUUGUUUCAAUCCAGGUUCUAAUCCUUAAAUCUGCACCAAUGAUUUGAGGUGAUAUGUGUAUCUAUGGGAUGCCGAUUCUGAUUUAUAAUAAUUUUAGUGUUUUUUAAAAUGUGCCCCUGAUGAAGUAAGCUUUAUAGUAUUGAAAAUAUGUCACUCAGAGAUAGAUAUGUAUGAAGACAUUUGACAUUGUGAAGAAUCUUAAAAGUAUAUCCUUUCUGAAUACCUAUAGUAUGGUCUAUAUUAGCCAGGCUCAAUCCGCUGUCAACCGCAGUGUACUAGUGCUAACCCAUGAGGAAGGCUAUGUGUCCUAGAUCCUUGAAGUUGGAAUUGUUCAUGAUAGGACCUUGCUCAUUAAUAUGAUCUUUCUGAUAAUUACAUCAAAUUCAAAGAGUGCAAACUUCACAAAGAAUUUUUUAAAUAAAGAUCACCAGAAUGGAAUUGGUUUUAGCCAGUAAUGCAGGACCAGUGAACUAGCAACCUGUAUUAUAACCAUUGGAAAAAGAAAUCAAGUGAAAUAUAAAAUGGGCUGUGGAGUCGCCAUAAGGCCAUAUCAUCCUGUUGUCAAAAACAAAGUUUCACCUCAGCAAACAGACUUAAAAUGUCUGCAAUAGCAUCAUUGCAAAGUUUAUUACAGAGCUUCAUUCUGAAGCAAUGUUUAACAUCGUGGGGGAAGACUUCAUUAAAUCACAAAUGUGUUCCUUAAAAAUGAAUUUAUGCUUUUGUUCACUAUUUCCUCUGUUCACCAGUUCAUUGUCAUAGUGCCCACACUCCUUUCCAAUUAAUGCUGGCACCAUGUCCCACCCUCUGUUCCCCUUAUGUCCAACAACAAAAUUCCUGGAUACCCUUCUCACUUCUUGCUCCCUAUACAAAUGCCACUCAUGUGUGUCACACCCCCUACCUGAGUAGUGCUGCUCCUAUUAAUUCUGGUACCGUCCUAGUAAAAGCAGAAUUGAUUGACAGUUACAUGCUAUGGGAGCAUUUAAUCUUUUUUGCUUAUAUCAAGUCAGAAACAGGAUUUAAUGGGAUGGACGGCAACACUUGGGUAGGGGAUGGGCUGGGACUGACUCUAGGACCAGUGUUAGGGGCCCCACAAUUGGGCAAAAACUUAAAGUGGGCAUACACCAUAACCUUAAGUAAAUUCUUCACCCAACUUCUACAUGAGAACAGGAAGCAAUGAUAGAUAACCUGAAAAUUGGAGACGUGGUACAUAAAAUUUAAUGCAAGAAAUGAUAUUAUAGUUCAGUACUCAACCUUAGAUUGGCCAUCAUAUUUCAAAGUCCUUGUGAUUAAGAAUUUGUAUGAAAUGUAAUUUAAACUGAUCAAUAUUCUAGAUUGUUCUGAAACAUGCCAGAAUACUAUUAUUUAGGGGUUUCAUGACGGCAUGUCUUCCAGAACAUAAUUGAUGGACACUUUCGUAGCAUUUAAUAAUCCGUGACUAGUUGCAGAAUGAAAAAGAGGUUUGAGCAUUCACAAAAUAUUCUUUUUUUCAGAUACAGUUUGCUCUCAAGCCCAUUUUAAAACCUUUCUGUGCAUUCUCCCAAAUAUUUUCCACUCCGACACGUUUAUGUACUCAAUUUUAAAAUGUUAAAUGUUCACAGAAAAUCAUAUUUAUAAAUAAUUUACAAGAUAAUUGUUAAUGUUUUGAGAACCUUACAUGAUGUGUAGCAUGUAAAGGAUAGAACAUAAAAGCUUGAAAAGAUAAAAAUAAAUUCACCAUUGUAAGUUUUUGUAGAGUAAAAUUUUAUAAACAAAUACAAUUUGGAUACACUUAGCUUUCCCUCUUUUAUAAUAGAUUAUAUAUUAUAGUCAAAUAAGCAGUAUGUACCUCAAACAAAAUUAAUAUUUAUUUUCUAUGACUGAAAAAAAUAUAUUAUUUAGUUUUCUUACUUUGUGAAACAUGUACAACCUUUGGAGUUGAUUCAGUUCUUAACUUAAUUUAAAUGUUGUCUUGUAUGAUGUGUACUUGAUUCAGUUUGUUAAUCAGCCUGUUUACAAUGCAAUAUUGUUCAGCAAGGACCAAAAUAAAAUUUCCAAAAUGCUUAGUUUUUAAAAUAAGUGUUAAAUAUUGGUUGAUCAUGAAUCGGGUUGUUUUCCAUUUAAUUGUACUACAAUGAGAUAUACUAAAUUUCAUAGGCUUAUGCUGUAUUUAAUAUUUGUUGUUGGGAAGAAGUAUUUCUGUUGAAAAUGGAAAAUUGUACUGUUCUUAGAUACUUAUAUGAAUAUAUCAUUGUGUUGUCAUAAUGCAGUCAUACUAUUGGUGAAGGCUUAAAAAAAAUGAAGAUUUUCUUUUUCAACUUUAUUCAACAAGGAAUUGUCAAAAGAUUUUUGUUCAUUUUUGAAGAAUGCUUGCAGUUCAUGCUUAAUUACUGCUGACUUCCGAAGUUACUGUAAUAUACUUAUAUCUGUGAAUGAGGAGUCUCUACCUUGUGAAAAAGAAUAUUAAAAUCACUGUUCUUAAAUGUACUUACCUUUUAUUGUUCCAUAAAUUGUGUUCAAUUAA
Carcharodon carcharias (great white shark) is the source of this 4641-nucleotide messenger RNA. It is a transcript of the gene tmem45a, whose product is annotated as transmembrane protein 45a. Lineage: Eukaryota; Metazoa; Chordata; Chondrichthyes; Lamniformes; Lamnidae. The record is from RefSeq and is a predicted model, not a curated record. The transcript has 10 exons. The coding region runs from base 473 to 1306 and encodes 277 amino acids.